Nicotiana tabacum (common tobacco) is the source of this 2851-nucleotide messenger RNA. NCBI's taxonomy places the organism in Eukaryota, Viridiplantae, Streptophyta, Magnoliopsida, Solanales, Solanaceae. The record is from RefSeq and is a predicted model, not a curated record.
UCUUUUAGUUUAUGGGUGUCUUGUUUUGGGUAUAAACUACUAAUGGGUGUUUUCUCUAAUCAAGUAAGAAGUUUCAAAACUGCUAAUGGGUGUUAAAUUGUUUCUUUUUUCUAGAUUUUGUUGUAGAUUAGAUUUUUACUGCUAAAUUAAUUAGUCAACAGUCAAAAGUGUCAUUAGUUGUAGGUAUUUGUGGGUGUCUUUUAGUUGGUAUAAACUACUAAUGGCUGUUAACUUAUUGUUUUUUCUAGUUUUUGUGGUAAAGAUUAGAUUUUUAUUGCUAAAUUGAAUAGUCUAUAGUCGAAAGCGUCAGUUGGUUGUAUGUAUAAACUACUAACGGGAGUUAAAUUGUUAGGCUUAUCUUGUUUUUCUGGUAUAGAUUGAAUUUUUAAUUUUUUUUGCUAAUGUUUAGUCAAUUUGUUGAAGAGCAUCUUUUAGUUACAGGUUUCAAACUCGUAAUGUGUGUUAAUUUCUUGGGUUGAUCUUGUUUUUCUGGUAAAAGACUAGAUUUUAAUAAGUAAUGAUUAGUCAAUUGUUGAAAGUUAGCUCUAGUAUGUGCUUUUACUGUGCGAGGGCGAGCAUUGGCGCUGUGGUAGAGUUAGUGACCUCUUUGCAAAAUUGCAGGGGAAGACUGUUUACAUUAUAUGCUCGCCCUUCCUCUACCCUGCACUAGCCGGGGUACUAAUGCCACAUUGGUAUUGAGCAUUCCUUCUUAAUUUAUGAGUGAGCAGUUUGAAAUUUGGCAUUUUUAUUUGAUAAGUAUCCUUUUUAAUUUUCCCAAGAACAGGAAGUACUAAUUAUAAUGAUCAAGGAGGAAAAAGAAUGCCUCAAGUGGAGAAAAUUUAGAAUCUGUGACUGUUGGCCAAGGGACGGGUGAAGGCAAAAGGGCCUUGUAUCACUGCAAUUAUUGCAACAAAGAUAUCAGCGGGAGAAUUCGUAUAAAAUGUGGUGUCUGUUCUGAUUUUGACCUAUGUAUAGAGUGCUUUUCGGUUGGUGCUGAGGUGCAGCCUCACAAGAGCCAUCACCCCUAUAGAGUUAUGGACAUCUUAUCUUUCCCGCUUAUCUGCCCGGACUGGAAUGCUGAUGAAGAGAUGUUGCUUCUGGAGGGACUUGAAAUGUAUGGCAUGGGUAAUUGGGCAGAAGUUGGUGAGCAUGUCGGAACAAAGACAAAAGAAGCCUGCGUUGAACAUUUUAAGAGCGCAUACUUAGAGUCACCUUACUUUCCUCUGCCGGAUAUGACUCAUGUCAUUGGGAAAAACAGAAAGGAACUCCUUGCCAUGGCUAAAGGGAAUUUCACAGAUAAGAAAGGACACUCCUCACUUGGUGAUGUUGUUCCUAAAGAUGAAUCAUUCUCCCCAUCUAGAGUCAAAGUUGAAGACUCACAUAAAAAUGGUCCUUUAGGCCGCUUAAAUUCUGUAUCCAAUACCGGAACCACAGGCAUUAAAAAACCAUCCAGCAAAGCGCAAGCCAAAGACCAAAAUGCACCUGUAAAAUUGGAAGAUAAUCACCCGGGCAGAAAUUUUGGAGGCAAGAAACCUAAAUCUUUGAAGGAUGAUGGAUCCUCGUUGAUGAAAUUAAGUGGAUAUAACGCCAAAAGGCAAGAAUUUGAUCCUGAAUAUGAUAAUGAUGCGGAGCAACUAUUGGCUGAUAUGGAAUUCAAGGAAACUGAAACUGAAGAGGAGCGCGAACUUAAGUUGCGUGUUCUGCAUAUCUAUGGCAAGAGGCUUGAUGAAAGAAAGCGUCGCAAGGAUUUUAUUCUAGAGAGGAAUUUACUCCAGCCAAGUGAAUUUGAGAAGGAUUUAUCUCCAGAAGAGAGAGAUAUAUGCCGACGUUAUGAUGCCAUUAUGCGCUUCCUCUCCAAGGAGGAGCACGAAGAAUUACUCAAGACUGUGGUCUCAGAACAUAGAUUUUUGAAAAGAAUACAAGAACUCAAGGAAGCAAGAGCUGCUGGUUGUCGUUCUUCUGCUGAAGUUGAAAGAUACAUAGAAAGGAAAAGGAAGAGGGAAGUUGAAGAAGGUGUUCCCAGAAAAGAAAGUUCUCAGAUUGGUCCAACAAGCCAGGAGAGCUGUCAGGGCAAUUUGAGUUCCAUCACCGAUUCGGGCGUUGUAGCUUUUUCUGCAGGAGAACUGUUAUCAGAACCUGAGAAACAAUUAUGUCGAGAAAUCAGGUUACCACCUCAACAUUAUCUUAGGAUGCAGGAAGUCCUUACAAUACAAAUUUUUAGUGGCAAUAUUACAAGAAAAUCUGAUGCGUAUCCCUUGUUCCAAAUAGAAGCAACUAAAGUAGAUAGAGUUUAUGAUAUGCUUUUGAAGAAGGGAGUUGCACCCUUGUGAAAUUUUGUCCAGGCAUUAUUCUUUCUAGUUUAUUUAAAUGACAUCUCCCAAUAUUUAUCAUCCUCUCACACUUUUAUGGGGCACUUCGUCAGCAGUGGUUCGUUUAGCAAGCAGUCUUAUUGCUUGAAAGCACACACAACACAUAGUAGGAGAGUUCGAGUGUGAAAGCAGUGUACUCAUGCCCCUGAGAUAAGGUAUGCGUUUAGUGCCUUAUCUAACUAUAAGAGUUCUUCUGCUCUAAUCUCCGAAAUCGAAGGUCAGCUGACUGAGGAGUUAGUAUUGAUUCAUGCAAAGAUGCUCCUUUGAAGCUGGAGUAAGGAAUUGUCCACCUCAUCACCCCGAAGAGUAGUGGCUCUGUUGUUAUAGUAUUUCUAUUCACUUCUUGGCCUCAUUUCGCACCCGGUAUUUACAACAAGCAGGAUAUACAUAUUCAUACACAUUUAUUACUGAACCAUGGUCGAGUGAUAUGUAUUUUCACUGUAACUUUUAACUAUCACAAUUAAGUGCACGUUUGGACAUAA